Hylaeus anthracinus is the source of this 1033-nucleotide messenger RNA. Its product is annotated as zinc finger protein 578-like. NCBI's taxonomy places the organism in Eukaryota, Metazoa, Arthropoda, Insecta, Hymenoptera, Colletidae. Bases 398 to 895 code for a protein of 165 amino acids. The transcript is spliced from 3 exons. The record is from RefSeq and is a predicted model, not a curated record.
AACGAAUUGUGACUGUAUCGACAUACACGUUCCCCGUUUUUUGAAUUUUCUUUUGAAUCCACGAUCUCAACGCCCAGCCCCAUCGUCAAUGUGUACAAUUAAUACCGUUUGCAUGCGAUCGAAACAGGCGUCCCGUUCGUUUCAUUUUUCAGACAGUACUGGAGUACUCUUCAUCUCCCAUGUGCCCCUGCUUGAGCGUCUUUCUUUCUUCUACUCGUGAGCACAGUUUUUACCCACACGCUUUAGAGGCAUACGUUGUAUCGUUAAACGAAACAAACCAUUCCUCCGUCGAACGUAAGAAUGUCCUACGACGACGAUCCUCAGGAACGACGAUCGCUUUCCGUCUAGGCCACGAUUUAACCGAAACUCUUUCCUCGUGAUUGCAGAUUACACGAAGAUGAGAUACUUCAUGAGUCGCGUGACGAGGGACCGUAGGAGAUCUCGCGGCCAGGGACGUUUCGCUUGCGACAACUGCGACCGUCGUUACCAUCAGAUGAAGAACCUCAGGAGACACGUGAUAAACGAAUGCGUGGAGUCCCAGUAUCCCGCAGUCUCGGCGUUUAAGCAUACCUGCGCCACUUGUGGGAAGACGUACAAGCACAAGCACCAUCUGAAGAGGCACCACGACUUCGAGUGCGGGAUCGAUCCGAAAUUCAAGUGCGCGUUCUGUCCACACAGGACCAGGGUCAGGCUACAGCUCGUCGAACUGGACGGUGCCGACGUUGCCAUCGACGUCGAGGGUCAUCUCGUACACCAGGCAUCUACGAUCCACGACGAUGAAGGACGAGCAGGGGAUCGCUCAUCGUUGGGGCCCCAGGAAGUACCGCUGCACGGAUUGCAAUCGAACAUUCUCGUUGAUGGCCUCCAUGGCCCGUCACCGUAUAUUCGAGUGUAACAAGCAGUCGCAAGGGUUCGAGAGGGCUACGCAAGACUCCAUCGACAGCAAGAAGAUGAAAAAGAAGAGAUUCGGUUGUCCCGACUGCAAUCGCGUCUACGCGGCCUUCACGUCACUUUGGAGGCAUAGGAACUACGA